UUCAAUAUUAGUAAACAUAUUUUUUCGGGAACGAGUGGUUGAUUAUUUGCGGAUGAGUGUUUUUGUUUAAUAUAUUAGUGUUACUAGUGUACUUUUAAAACAUCGUGAAAGUUGCAGUAUUAGAAACAAUUGUGGUCGAACAAUUUUAAUUUGAAACAACCAUUUGUAUGGGUGCUGUGUUCUCCAAGUAGUAUAAGUUACACAAGAUGGCAUCGCUUUCUAUAUUAGACCGCGAUUUGUGCGGUGUUCUAACUGAGAUGCGCUCGGACAAAAUAACACAACGAUCGAAGGCAUUCGAAAAACUGGAAGCGAUACUCAAUAACCGCGAGGAAGACAUUCUUCGUUAUAUGUCGGAACAAAAAUUCGAUACCAAUUGGCAAGAUGUAUUGGAAGCAACUCAUCACGGUAUUCACAAGCAGAAUCGUAAGAUGGUUGAAACUAAUUCCAAAGGUUCCAGUGGAGGCCUUCCCGACAGCAAGUGUAUCAUUUAUAUCAAAGUCAUUCAGAAGGUAGUUGAUUUGGCAAUGAAUCGAGGGACGCCUCAAAUAAAAUUCUCUGAGCUCAUCAAACGAACAUUGGAUGUUCUUGGGGAUCCGGAAAUGCUGGAACAUUUCGGCACUUGCUACGUACAAAUACUGCAGAAAUAUGUUCUGAACUCAAAACACGAUCUUACUGUGAUAACAUAUGAUGAAUGGAUAGCGAUAUUGACUAGAUGUUUAAAACUAUAUACCGAUGCAAGGGUAGUCAAACAGAAUGUGGCUAUCUGUCUGUCACAGGCUGUUCGAAAAAGCUUGGAAAAUUGUUGUGUUCAAUCAUAUUUGGCAACGUUUCUUGAACCACUGAGGAAGAUGAUCAUCGAUAGCGAAAAAGGGCGGGUGCACAAUGAGCUUAUUAAAAUUGCUUACAGUUGUGCCACAGCUCUUGCGGUUGACUAUCGCUAUGAAGUAUGUAGUUUUUCCGAACAAAUCAUACCAUAUGUAGUCAAAACGUUCGAACCCAGGAUGGAUGAAGAUAUGAAAUCGGUCUAUUUUCGUUUAAUGCACCUAUCUGUAAUUAUACAUCAUCCGGAAAAAAGUUCCCUUGAGUGGCGAUCAAAUCAAGAACUGUACUAUUCUAACGAUGAAGCAGAAUGGUACAAAUGUCUCAGAACCAUGCAUUCUUCUGUCAUGCGUAACGAAAUCAAUGCUCAUGUUUCCGCAUCCUUCAAUUCUGCGGGUGGACGAGAAAUACCUUUCUCAGAAGGCUUUAUCGACUUUGCAGCAAGGCUAUGCUAUGUGAUAUUCUGGCAUGACGAGAUUUGGAAUCAGUCUGGAUCAGAAGAUGGUUAUGGUGUUCCAAAAAAGAUCAAACGCGCUAAUAAACUGCAAAGUUUAAUGGAUUUAAUUGAGCCAGAUGCAGUACGACCAGAUUGGCGGUGGUUGAUUUUACUGGCGGAAAUAGUCGACCGAUGCCCAGCAGUGCUAGAAGAAAGUGACUACCAACCCUUACUGCAUAUACUCAAUAGAUUGCAGCCUAAGCUGCAGUUUUCCUUGCAAUUAAAAGCAUUCCGUUUGUGUUGUAAAGCGUUACUAAAUUUUGAAAAUGAAGAUGAUUUCAAGAAAUCGACCAUCAUCAGUUCAGCAUCCUGCGAGGAGUUAUGGCAUCAAAUCACGGAGUGUUCUUUCCGUUGCAGCAUGUCGAACAACAAGUCAGCAGCCGAUAAUCAUUUAAUCCUACAACUACUCAUCACUUUUCGAAAAUAUCCGUCUGUUGCAUUUUUAAACAAUGUUCUGCAAGCUUUCUACACAUAUUCAAUUGAUCGCACCAGUCUGAACGUUACCACAAUCCGCACAAUAUUGGAAACAGUUCCGUUAGAAGUAUUAGGACCUGUUCACGAAACUGUACAACAUAUAUUCAACUAUAUGUUUCCGAAAUCUCGGGAAUCUCAGGCAAAAGGAAUCCUACACAAAAAAGAACGGUUGGACAUUCACUUAGUUGCAAGCAUUUCUGUUCAUUGUGCGGUUACAAAGCAUAAACAACAGCCUAGCAUAAACGACACUAAAAUUGCACCAACAAAAGCGCGUACAGAACAAAAGUACGUUGAACCUGAGGAAUUCUUUCGCAGCAUCGAAGAAAACAUUCUAUUGAAAAAAGUUGAAAAGUUGCUAGUUGUUCAAAAUGAUACUGUUUCAGAUAAACAGAGCGGGAACUAUUUUGAAGUGACUUACAACAUACACGAAAAAAACUUCGAGUUGCUUUGUACGGCAAUCAAUUUUGAAAAGCAUUUUCUACAACCCGAAAAAGAAGCAAUAUUUAAAGAUUUAAUGAACAUAAUUCGAGAUGUAGAGCUGUACUUGAAUAUUCUAAACGUUCUACUGAAACACAGUGCAAUGAAUGAAGAAACAUUUGAAAAAUGUUCGAUUACUAAAAAAAUUACUUUCAAAAUUCAAGAAAUGGAUCUAUGCUUCGGUAAACUUAAAUAUUUAUCAACGUCAGAGUUGAAUGAAAUGUCUUUUCAUUUACUGUCUAUUUUUCGUGAAACAUAUCAUGAGCCCAUCAACCAGCUUCUUAAAACUUGCGGUUUUGGAGCCCUUUUCGAGUGGAUAUUUAAAAAUGCUAAAAGCCGUCCCGAAGCAGAUUCCAAAACCAUAGAAUCUCUACGAUACGAAAAUCUCAACAAAGAACAAGUGAACCAGCAUCACCUGCUGUUGAUCGUUGCACACUAUUUGAAAUAUGAUGGAGUACAAACGGACAGUGUGAAAACUUUCCUAGACCGAAUUCACUUUAACAUCUAUAAUAGUCUGGAUCUAUUUCAUGUUUUUAACAUGUCAAAAAUUUUAAUCAACCAAAGAUCGACAUACUCCAUGGGUGAGUGGGUUCUUACAUAUAUUAAGGACAUUUGCAGGUAUCAUCACACAAACGUAGCGAUGACCGCUGCUAUUAUCGAUUUGUUGGCUGAUCUUAUUGUUUUCGUUACUCCGCAUGGUGGAUUGUACAACGAUACCAACACUGUGCUGCUUUCAUUCAUUCGCAAGGCACACAAGAAAGUGUACUCCGUACAACUGCAGCAAUUGAUUUACGGUCAGGUUAAAUUUUGGUUGAAAGCUUUUCCUGAGCAUUAUACUUCACUGGAAAACAUUUAUCAGAGGAUGAUUGAAUUGCUCGGUUCCGAAAGUUUCGGCAUAAGAAUGAGUGCAGUAGAAAAUUUGCUCCAUCUCUUCAGUGAUGAAUGGACUUUUCCAAAGGAUCGUGCAACAAUUGAUUUCUGUAACUUUCAGCGAAAACUGUAUUCUGAGAUUGUUUUUGAAAUGGAUGAUCGCUUAUCAAAGGACGAGAAAGAAGGUCUACUAGCGGCGAAUCUGCAGUUGAUUUGUGGUGUUUUUGGAAAUUCAUAUCAUUUGAAAAGACGUGCGCUGUUGGAUCUGAUAGAACAAAUGCACCUGAAAAAAAUUUCGCAAUACAAAGUUCAAAUAUUAUUGAAUUUGAUUCGUACGACAACUAGCACCGAUCCCGUUACUACUGUGCAUGAUAGCAUGGAACAGGUUCUCGAUAUGUGGAUUUCUAAAAAUUAUGCACUCAAUGAUUUUCCGUGGUACUUUGCCAUAUCGGAAUCAUUGAAGCAGUUUAUUAAAAACUACCAGGAUGUAAUAACAUUUGCUUUGCUAUGUCACAAACCAACAGAGCUAUCAAAUUUUUGCUCCUACGUCAAGCGAAUGAAGGUCGACAUUAUCAAGGCCGUUUCCACCCGUUGUGUAUCAUUUCUCAUACCGAGAUGGGCAAACUGCACGCGAAUGCCGGAACAAUAUUCGCAACUUUCAGAAAAAAUGGAACAAGUGAUCGCCGAAAAUUGUGUCGAUUUAAAACAAUGCAUUUCUACUGAUGAGUCCAAGGUACAAAUCAUGGAGAAAAUAAUCGACUAUCUUUACGACGAGGAAUCGAUGCGCAAAUUGUUCGAACGAGACGUUUUCAUUCCGAUGGACAAAUGUGUUCUGAACUUGGAAAAUUUUAGGAAAAGUUUGGAAUUUUUCAGAAGUAUGUGUUGUACUACAUCUAAAGAACAACCCUUAACAUACUUUUGCUCAAAGCACCCGGCCGUCAUUGAGCAAAUUUUGCAACGUCUCAAAAGGAAAGUUUAUCGUCCAAAAGUUGUAGAAGAGAAAUUAACCUACCUAUACCAAUAUUCGAUGCUGGUUGAUCAAAUGGAGGAUUACUUUAGUCAGCACCGAUCCGCAAAUUUAAAAGAAUUUUUGAUCCGCGAUAUUUGUUUCUUUUCUUGUCAUACAAUGCUAGCUAGUGAACUAAUGCAAGUGUCUGUCUUGAAUAGUUUAGAUAGUUUUCUGACCAGAACUAUUCCUACAUGUGCGGAGUAUUUUAAACCCUACCUCAACUUUCUGGUUUCCUCAUUACUCUUCGUGUAUACUCAAACGUCGUCUCCACUAGUUCCAUCGAAAGUGCUGAAACUUCUAAAGCUUAUUGUAAUCGAUCAUUGCGCACUGUUCGGAGAUGGUGUUAAAAUGCUUAAUUAUUUUCCCAAAGCUGAGGACUUUGCGGAGCUCCGUCCCGCGUUGGAAAAGCUGAAGCAGACUCAGUAUCAGUUGACCCUUGUUGAGGACAUCAAUCGGAUCAUUCAGUUACCAAAUUUGAAAUAUGAAGAAUUGGCUGCGCUGAGCAAUAUGUUGGCCAACAGGAAGAAAAGCUUGAGACAACUCUGCGAAGAGCUUGAAUCCUCAGAUGGUUUUUCUGAAACAUGUUCAAAGCACAUACUUAUACGAUUGAUCAAUGUACUACUGGAGGAAAUUCGUAACAGUUCCAGUGACAGACAUACGAUAGAAGCUUUGCGAUGUCUUGGAGAGAUUGGACCAAUCGAAUUGUCGACCUUAGUGCUCAGAUCUGAUACAGAUACGUCAAUCUAUCAAAAUUGGAUGUCGUUGAGAGAAACUACGGAACAAUUUGUUCGAGUAUUGAUUGCAGAACUCAACGAACUUAUCGUUACUAAAGAUAUACGGGUCGCCGAGAAAGCAUCGGAUGUGUGUUACUAUGUGUUACGAAACAGAGCCUUCCAAGAACUGGCGACUAACACCAAAACGUUAUAUCCGUAUAUGGCACAUGAGAAAACUGAUUAUCAAAUAUUUAAACGUUCGGAAGAAGGCAUCCUGCUGGCCGCGGUUGUUAACGGUAGCAUUGAGUGCUAUGACUCAUUUGUAUUGGCAAUGUCCACAACACUUUUGACAUUUUUGAAUGAUAAAGUGAUACGAACGCUUUGCAGUAUUGAGAUUGUCCUUGCGGCCAAACUUAUUCCGCUUCUGGUGCGAAUUGUGAUGAGCUACGACAACAAUGAUCUCAACAAAGACAUCGAACGUUUUAUAAAUUCAUUUUUCGAAACAUUCGAUAGUGAUUCCUCGUCCAAGUCCAGUAUUAGCAACAAUUUAGAAGCUAUACAUCUAAUGCUGAAAAUUGUCGAAUGUGUGCGGUUGAACAAUCAAAACGAUCCUGAACCAAGUAUUCAACUAAAUUAUUUAGCAAUUGCUUCUGCCAGCCUUCACUGUCAAGCAUAUUUCAAAGCGAUUCUGUAUGCUGAACUAUGGUGUUUGAAUGAAUCUACCAAGGGUGUAGCCGAGCGAGAUUCAAAACUUAUGACCAUAAUGAAGAAAGCUCACCUGGCAAUUGGAAUCGAUGAGGCAGCUAAGGCGUUUCUCGAUCCUAUAGCGAAUCGGAACGAGUAUCAUCUGCUUGAACGUAAAUACAAUCAAAAUUUGCUAUGUUACGACGUGGCAAGUUCAACUGACAAAGCUUUUCAUAGAUCAGCCUACACGGAGGCUUUAAAAAGAUCUUGCCUUUAUGGACUGGCGAGUAUCGUAUCGACGGAAAAAGAGGUUGACUAUGAAUGUGCAUGGCGUUUGGCUGAUUGGAAUGUGCCAUUGGAGGAUACAUUAGGUAAAUCCAAGGGAGAAAUUGAUUGGCAGCAUAUGUUGAACAGACAGCAUUACAAAGCACUAAAAUGUUUGGAGCUUAAAGACGAACUUGCAACUGAAAGUUCUCUGCUAGAAGGAAGAAAAGCUAUAUCAGAGAUGUUGAAGACUGCCAAUAUGGAAUCAACUAAGAAUAUUUAUCCUUAUCUCUGUAAGCUACGACAGCUCCAGCAGAUCGAGGACUUUAUGAGUGUUCAGUUCCUUCGAAAUAUUGGUGGACAUGAGAAACUUCUUGAAAAAUGGGACCAGCAAGAUAAGCUUCCCUACAGCGACUUUGCUUUCAUGGAAGCAAUCCUCACACAGCGGAUCGUGAUGUUGAAAACAGCACGCAUUCGUGCCUUGCGAAGUUGGGUCCCAGACGCAUUAAAUCAGGCGCGAUUUAAAUUGAUCUAUGAAGCACGUGUUAGUGCGCACUACGAUGUAGCCACAGCAAAUAUUUGUUCCAUGAAUCAACAGACUUUGUCCGAAGAUGUAAGAUCGUUGGUAAUGUUGGAGGAUGCUCAGCUGAAUUGGUCUACCGGUGAUAAAUACCUAUCGACAAGAUUGGUAAAUGAAAUUGUUGUUGGUGAGAAGUGCAAAAAUCUAGUUAUAAACGCAGCGGCCUAUCGAAUAUAUGGAAGCUUUCUAGCAGAAACACUCGCUGAAGAAGUACACAAUCUCUAUAAAAAUAUUUUCAAGCGAUCUGUCGAGUUGUUGGACAAAUUUUGGAGGCAAUGUAGUCAACAACAGCAGAGUUCUUCAGUAGACUUUCUAGGCAAAUGUUUACAAAACGAUCAGAACUACAUCGUACUACACACAAUAGCGAAAUAUGCGGACCGGGAGUUCGUUAGACUUAAAACUCACUUCACUUCCAACGAAUUCAAACUAAAGAAACAAAACCUGGAAAUGCUGAAACAGGAGAUAGAAUUGAUCGAUUCAGAAAUAGAUAAAACAAAUAAGUCAGAUGGAGAUAAGCUAUCAAAUUUGAAACGGGCCAAAUUGUCUAUGCAUAAGAAUGUUCUCCGAGAUGAACAAUCAAUCAAAACAAUGGAGUCAAACAUGAACGAUUAUCUUCAGCUGGCGGUGUUGCAUUAUUCGUCGUUCGCUAAGAGAACGAGUGUCCUAAGCGAACUGGCUGUUUAUCGCAUUGUCGCUCUUUGGUUUGGUAAUCACAAUUUACUUGUAAACAGCAUUCAAGAAUACUUGUGUUGUAUUCCGACACAUAAACUAGUACCCCUGCUACCUCAAUUGGUGCCCCGGCUUGACAAUCAAAGCGACGGUGUUGGUCAAGUUGUUUCAAGUAUACUGGAGCGAUGUGUCAUCGAUCAUCCGCACCACACUUUACCGCAUAUUUUUGCACAGGUUUAUGCAUUUGCUGAUCUGGAUCGUUCCGAGAUACCAAAGGAUGACGCGCGAUUACUCGGGGCGCAAGCACUAUACCGCAAGCUAUUAAAGAUACAGAAACUAGCAAUAAUCAUCGAUCAGUAUACAGAAAUGAAUUUGGCAUUGAUCGAAAUGGCAAAUAAAAGCCUAGGGAAAUCAAGAAGUUUCAGUGAUUACACCAUGACUGCGCGUGAUGCGUUACGAAAAUGCAAAGAUUUAGACAAGAUACACUGUCCAACUGUGGAGCUGGCGAUUCGAGAGAACCAUGUAUAUAAUGACAUUAUUGGUGUACACAACUGGAACGACCGGAUCCAAGGCGUUGGUGGUAUAAAUGCUCCGAAGAAGUUGAUCUGUCAUUGUGUGGACGGGAAAGACCGAAUUCAAUUGCUGAAAGGAAAAGAUGACAUGCGGCAGGAUGCCGUCAUGCAGCAGGUGUUCACUACUUUGAACGUUCUGUUGCGUCAUGAUAAAGAGGCAAAUAAACGAAAGUUGACGGUACGCACGUACAGAGUAGUUCCUUUGUCGCGACAAAGUGGAAUAUUAGAAUGGUGCUCUGACACCAUACCGCUAGGAUUGUGGCUAAUUCCAGCACACACUCGCUAUCGACCAAAAGAUGUUAGUCCCUUAGAUUCCAGGAAAAUUUUCAGUGAAUUCUCUAAAUUGCAAGCACAAAAAAGAAAAGAAAAAUUUCUAAAACUAUGUCAGCGGAUAAGUCCUGUUUUCCAACACUUUUUCUUGGAAAAAUUCCUUCUGCCGGGAAUGUGGUUCGAGCGACGAUUGUGUUACACCAAGAGCGUCGCUGUUUCCUCCAUGGUGGGCUACAUUUUAGGAAUAGGUGAUCGCCACGUGCAGAAUAUACUGAUAGAUGAAAAAACUGCCGAAGUGAUUCAUAUCGAUUUUGGCAUUGCAUUUGAAUUAGGUAAAAAUUUACCCACACCGGAGACAAUUCCGUUUCGUUUAAGCAGAGAUAUCGUUGCGGGGAUGGGUGUUAGUGGUAUCGAAGGCAUGUUCAGGAAGUCAUGCGAGCAAACAUUGGAGAUACUGCGUACCAAUAGUGCUCCAAUUUUGACUAUACUGGAAGUGCUAUUGUACGAUCCUUUAUACACGUGGAACGUGCUUUCUAACAAAAAAGCCGCUCAACAACAAAUGGAAGAUAUGUAUGGAAAGAAUGACGUCACCCGAUUCGACGGUAGCAGUUCAACUGUUAACAUCAGUGCCGAACGCGCGUUGUUGCGCAUAAACGAUAAGCUAAACGGGAGGGAGGAUGAAACGUUCACUUCUGUAGAGGGGCAAGUAGACAGACUGAUUGUGGCAGCCACGAGCGAUGGAAAUCUGUGUCAACUAUUCCAUGGAUGGCAACCGUAUUUAUAAACGGUGUUUUCAGGUAUCUAAUUUGAUUGUUUUAAUUAAUAAAACUGCUUCGUUAGUAACUUGAUUGUUAUAUGCCUUAAAGCACUUUAAAAA
Messenger RNA from Malaya genurostris, 8774 nucleotides. RefSeq names its product serine/threonine-protein kinase ATM (gene tefu). Lineage: Eukaryota; Metazoa; Arthropoda; Insecta; Diptera; Culicidae. Gene Ontology annotation, molecular function: protein serine/threonine kinase activity; protein binding. Gene Ontology annotation, biological process: DNA repair. The transcript is spliced from 19 exons. Bases 207 to 8681 code for a protein of 2824 amino acids. The record is from RefSeq and is a predicted model, not a curated record.